GUGUCAAAGUUGACGUGCAGAAAGUGGAUUUUUGCUCCGGAAAAAUAAAUUAAUUUUGUGAUUCAUCCCACAGCCCAAUCACUGAAAUUUGAUAGGAAAGUGCAGUAUUGUGCGCCGCUUGAGGAACUUGUGCGAGUGUUUUGUGUACCUGAGGGGCGAGACGCGAGUGCUUGUGGUGCGUGUGGCUAAGGUGGGUGAGAAGGAAAAGUAGGCGAGGGUGAGAAAAUUAGAGGUGGCUAGAAGGCGAAAGUGACACCCAAGUGUCCAAAAAAAAAAGUUCACACAUCUCUCUCGGAGUGCUUCGGUGUGUGCCAAGUGAGAAGUGUCUGGUGUGUGGUAACUGUGGGUGCGCCAAGCACGGGAAUCCUCCGAUUGUAUCAGCAAACCUCACUGGCGGACGGGGCAGGAGAAGAGGCUACAGAAUGGAGGCGAUAGCAAAGCACGAUUUCAGUGCAACUGCCGACGAUGAGCUUAGCUUCCGGAAGAGCCAAAUCCUAAAGAUUUUAAAUAUGGAAGAUGACAUGAACUGGUACAGAGCCGAACUGGAUGGCAAGGAGGGCCUAAUUCCCAGCAAUUAUAUCGAAAUGAAGAAUCACGGCUGGUACUACGGAAGAAUCACGAGAGCUGAUGCGGAAAAGUUGCUAUCAAAUAAACACGAGGGAGCAUUUCUGAUUAGAAUAAGUGAAUCGAGUCCAGGCGAUUUUUCUCUCUCCGUUAAAUGCUCCGAUGGUGUUCAGCACUUUAAAGUGUUGCGCGAUGCGCAAGGAAAAUUCUUCUUGUGGGUCGUAAAAUUCAAUUCCCUCAAUGAAUUGGUGGAGUACCAUCGUACGGCCAGUGUAUCUCGUUCUCAAGAUGUCAAACUACGUGAUAUGGUUCCUGAAGAGACACUCGUCCAGGCUCUCUAUGACUUCAUACCGCAGGAAUCUGGUGAAUUGGACUUUAGGCGUGGGGAUGUUAUCACAGUCACUGAUAGGACAGACGAACAUUGGUGGAGUGGUGAGAUUGGCAAUAGAAAAGGACUCUUCCCGGCUACUUACGUCACUCCCUACCAUUCGUAAUGUACGUGAUUGAAUUUUCAUUCACCACAGAGAAAGGAGAGAAGAAGAAGAAAAAAAGUGCGGGGGAGAAAUAGCAAGUGAGAGAACUUGGGGGAGAAAAUAACUUCAGUUUUUUUUUUAAGUAUGAUACGAAUAUCUGGGUCGAACACAUUUACUAUUUUUUUCCUUCCUAUCAACAAUACAAGAAAAUUUUCAAAAAGAAAAUAGGUAAGGUAUAAAAUCAAUCAAAAAUGACCAUAAAACAUUUUAGGAUUGGAAAUAUCAAAGUGUUUUCAUUCACAGGUUACAUAGAAAGACGUUUUUAUAUUAAAAAAAAAGAAACAACAAAUGAUUUAGCAUGAAUUUGUUCUUGAUAUUUUGCAUAAUUUUCACGCAACAGUAAUUGUUUUGCAUUUAAAUGGAAGAUAAAAUGAGCAUAAAAAAUACGUAUUACCAGAAAUUGUUUUACUCUUUCAGUUUUAGCACAAAAUGAUAUUCUUAUAUAAGUGAGAGCUGUAGAUUCUACCAGUCAUCUACGGUCGAAUGUAGAAUCUUACGUAAGUAUGAAGUGUCAUAAAGUGAAUAUGAAAAACGCAUUACAAUUUAAUUGGAAAAACUGGGGUAGUAGUUGCAUCGGGCAAUACUUUUUAUAAAUUUGACAUUUAAUGUCAAAAUUAAGCAGAAAUCAAUAUCGAUCAUGAACUGAUAUUAUUUUUUUGUAGUUGAACUCAUUUCUAAUCGUAGCAAAAAAAAAGAUAAUUUAAAGGGACGAAACAGACUAAAAUAGGUGUUGCCAGAUGUAACUAAUAACUUGACUUUGAACACAUAAAACAUGUUUGAGAAUUCAAUGUUCUGGAAUUGCAUAUUUCGCGAUAAGAAAAAUAAUCUGCACAGAAGGUUUUGCAUGUAACAUCCCUUUCAGACGAUUAUUUACAAUAUGUUAAUAAUUACAUGCAUUAAAUUAAUUACAUUACUUUAUUGUCAGAAAAAUUCCUGGUAAAAAGGAAUUCGAACCCGGGACACUUGCAUCAUGGAGCGAGUGCUCUGUUCCUUGACUAAUUGAAUGCACAACAAACCAAAAAAUAGUUGCGCCCUCUUCGACGAAUAAAAAUUAUAUUGAAUCUCAAGUAUUUUAAUGUGAAAUUUUAGAAAAUCAGGGGAUGGAUAACUGCUAGACAUGGUUUUCCUAUAUAAAUUUCGGAUAAUCUUUUUCUUGCAAAGAUCAAGAUUAUAACAAUCUGUCGAUCUCUACAAGGAUGCUGUCAAUCUGUAGAAUUUUUACAGUGAUCGCACGAAUAUAUUGAUCUUAAGGAAGAUCAUGCCGAUCUGCUAGUUUGCUAAGAUAGUGCCGAUUUGUUGAUCGCUACAGGAAUCAUUUCGAUUUGCAAUAUCUGCAAUGAUCGUGUCGGAUAGUAAAGAUCGUGGCGGAUUUCUGGUCUAAGCAAAGCGUGUGUUUAUCUGUUGCUCUUUUGCAGAGAUCGCAUUGAUAUGUCGAUAUAUAUAUAUAUAUAUACAAAUAUUGUGUUAAUCUGUCGAUCUUAGAAAGGUCGUGUCGAUCUCUGUCAGAUCUAAGGAUAUCUGCAAGGAUCGCAUCAACGUGUAGAUUUUUUGCAAAGCUCGUAUCGAUCUGUUGAUCAUCAGAAAGAUCGUUUUGAUAUGAUGCUCUUUACAAAGAUCGUUCCGAUCUGUCUAUGUUAGCUUCAUGCCAAUCUGUCGGUAUCUGCUGGCAUCGUACCAUUCUGCUAAUUUCUGCAAGGAACGCGUUCAUCUGUUCUUUUGCAAAGAUUGUAUCGAUCUGCUGCUAAUCUGAGCAACGCACGUAUCCACCUAUCCCUCCUUUGCAAAGAUCGCCUUGAUCUGUUGAUCAUUGACAAGAACAUGUCGAUUUUAUGUUCUUUGUAAAAGUCGUUCCGAUUCGUCUAUCAUUAGGCUUCAUGACAAUCUGUCGAUAUCUGCUGGCAUCGUACCAUUCUGCUAAUUUAUGCAAGGAACGUGCUCAUCUGUGUUUUUUUUUGUAAUGAUCGUGUCGAUCUGUCGAUAUUUGCAAGGGUCGAGCCAACGUGUAGAUCUUUGGUAUGAGUGACAAAUGCGCUAGUCUCUCGCUAGUUUGCAAAGAUCAUGUCGAUCUUUGCAAAGGCAUCAUUGGAAAGAUCAUGCGGAUUUUCUGUUCUUUGCUAAUCGUCUAUCUCUGUUAGGAUCAUGCCGAUUUGUCGAUAUUUGAUAGGAUCAUGCUCAUUCGCUGAUUUAUGCAGAGAACAUUUUGCAACGAUCGUGUCGAUCUGUCGAUAUGUGCAAGGAUCGCGCUGAUGUGUAGAUUUUUAGCGAAGAUUGUAUAGAUCUGCUGCUCUGAGUAGCAAACGCGCUAGUCUGUCGAUCAUUUGCAAAGAUCGUGUCGAUCUGUUGAUCAUUGGUAAUGGGACCGUCUCGAUCUUAUACUCUUGGCAAAAUUCGUUCCGUUCUGUUUAUCUUUGUUAGAUUUAUACCGAUCUGUCGAGAUCUGUAAGGGUUGUUCUAAUCUGCUGAUCUUAUACAUAAAACUUGCUUAUCUUUUAUUCUUUUGGGAAAAUUGUGUCGAUCUGUUGAUCAUUGGAAAGAUCGUGUCGAUUUGCCGUCCUUUGCAAAGAUCUUUCCCAUUCUGUCUUUGUUAGGCACAUGUCGAUUUGUUGAGAACUGUAACGAUCGUGUCGAUCUGCUGAUCUGUGCAAAAAAGUGUUUAUCUGUUAUUCUACUGAAAAGACAGUAUCAAACUGUCGAUCUUUAAAAAAUAAAUCGAAAGGGCUCAUGCCGUUCUCUGCAAAAAAUCAAGAAGAUCUACCGAUUUUUAACGUGCUUGACUUUGAGAGAUUAUGCCACUUCUUCUUAAAGUAUCGUUUACUGGAAGUUCUUGAUAGCAUUAUUCUACAAGAAUUUUAGAAUUUCUUCAAUAUCAUAAAUAAUGCGUUGUUACUCUAUCAAAUUAAUAUGAAAUAAACAAAUUUUAAUUCUUAUGCUGCUGCAGCAUUGCUGCAACGUAUAAUUAAGUGGGCGUAACUGGUAGUAUUUUUUUGCAAAAUUUUUUUUGGUCAGUAAAAUACUGAAUAUCGGUUAGUAUACAGUUUACACCUUGCAAAAAGGAAGUCUGAUUUACAGUUUGCUUUCACAAUGUGAGAAAUCUAAGAUCUAGUUUAUAUAGGGAAAAUAGCACAAUCUUUAUUUUCUUUUCAUCGAAACUUACUUCUCAGCGAACACAGUUAGCAAGAAAAAGCAGGGGUUUCAGCAUAUUUUUGCUGAGUCGAUAAGCUGACCGAUCAGCACUUCUCGAACAAAAAGUGCUAAGUAAAUAUAUGGAAAUGGCACUGCGUCGCGAGUGUCUUUUUAAGAUUAGCAAAAUGCAGCAGAAAAUACAUACACUGAGAAAAAAAGAGGGUGCGAUUAACAUUUUUUCCUCAGAACAUUAACAUUUUUUUGGUGUAAAAAUAUAUCAACAUUUUUUAAUGUUAAUUUUACACCUUUCUAAGGGUUAAAUUAACAUGAAAAAGGGUAACUUUAACCCCUAAUACACCUAAAAAUGGUAAUAUUUACACUGAUUUUGGAUCAAUACUGCAGGGUAAAAUAAACAUUUCCGGAAUGUUAUUUUUAAACUUUUUUGGAUUUAUCUCAGUGUAUGUUUUCAGCUGAAUUGAUAUCGGUUAGCAUUUGGUGCUAGCUGGGUUCUUAUGGCGCUGGCACACCUUUUCAAUUUAGUGAAAUUCAAUCGAUUGAAAUUUUAACCUCUUACUCUUUCAAACUGAAAUAAGAUAUGUUUGUCUCUUUCUGUCAAAUGAAAUUGAAAUUUCAUUUUCAAUUUCAAUUUUAAAUUUUAUUUGACAGAAAGAGACAGCUGUAUCUAAUCUCAGUUUGAAAGUGUAAGAGGUAAAAUUUCAAUCGAUUGAAUUUCACUAAAUUGAAAAGGUGUGCCAGCGCCAUUAUAUUUGAAUUUUUACUCACGAGAUUUAGUGAUUUUUAUAGAUUAAAAAAAUAUGCAGGUUAUAAUUUGCAAAGGUUGUAUAAAAAUAAGUGUAUUUGCUUUUUCUUACAAGUUCGAAAAUGGGCGUGGUCUAUUUUAUCAGGAAUGGUAUUAAGCGCAAGUUACAAUUAAAAUAGUAUGCGUUGACCAAACAUUGAAUCCCCCAGUUUGCAGUCAAAAAAUAAUACCAACUUUGAUUGAUUACAAUUUGAAAGGGCGGGGCCAAUGCAAAUUUUCUGUGAAAUAAAAUUACAUUUCUCCUUUGAUAUUUAAUUUUCUAAAUAAAAUAAAGUAUUAGUAUGCGUUUGAAUAUUCCAAUUAUGACGCCUUCAACAUUAAUAUGGGAUUCUACAUUCGGUCAAUUAUUUUAUUAGUUCGCUCCCAAUUUGCUGUAUUUAUCACUGGGAGCAAUUUCCAAUCAAUUUAUGUUUUCUCAAAUAUUUUCUGUUUAUUUUGUUUUUGAGAAGCGCCCCAAUGUUGCUGUAUAAUUUCUUUUAGCGCUGAAUCCCCGAAAAAAAAAGAACCCUGCUAAAAAACAUAACAAUAGACUUUAAUUUCUCUCUUUCUCUUAAUUAUUGAGGUCUUUUUUAUUCACAAAUAUUUCUUGCAAAAAAAAAGAAUUCCUCUGUAGUUUGUUUAUGCGUGUCCCAAUUGGGGAUCCUAUAUAUUUGAAAAAGAAAAAAAAAAAGAAAAUUCUUGUCUCAAAAUUAUUCAUAAAAAGAAAAUUUGUGACAUGAAAAGUGAAAUAUUGAAGUAGAGAGUGAACCUAAUUUUGCGCAUUGUAUAUAUUUAAACAAAAAUUUUACAUAAUUACAUUUAUAUGAUGCUUAAAUAAUAUUAUCAAAUGAUGAGAAAAAAAAGAAAACACAAAACAUGAGACAAGAAUAUAUUAACAUCUAACUUGUGCUUUAUAUAAUUUUAUGUUAUAAUUUUUAUUCUUAAUGAAUAUAUUAAUAUAGAUUAGCAAUCGUAUGAUGGGAAUUCCAUUGAAAAAAAAGAAGAACAACAGUGACACAGAAAAAUAAAGAGUGAAACUUCAUUUAAAGAAAAUGUACUAGAAAAAGACAAAAGAAAUGUUUUCUUUCUUCCAUUUUAUUUAUCAUUCUAUUAUAUUCUUUUCUCAAAACUACUACGUACAUACUUUUUUUUUCAAUAGAUUUACCAUCAUAAAAUUGUUUAUAUUAAUAGAAUAGUUAAUAUUUUAAAAUUAAAAAAAAAAUGAAAAUCAACACGAUGAAAAAAGGGAAGAUUUAAAUAAUUGUGUAGUUUUUUCUAAUUAGAGAAGAAUGAGACAUUUUUUUGAAUAAAACGAAAAUAUACCGAAAAUAUGAUAUUUUCUCGAGAGAUACCAAUCAGCAAUAAACUAUAUCUAAAAAGAAAAAUACGUUUUUUAACCCAGAUAAAAAAAUAAAAGUAAAACCCGAGAAAUUGCUUAGAAACUGGUGUUAAAACGAACAAGAUCUGUCCAUUAUAAAAAAGAAAAAAAAAGAAAAACUAAUAAUUUUAAUACAAGAAGAAAAAUUGUCCCAUUUUAGAGAAAGAACAAGAAAAAAAAAUUACUGUAAUGCUUCUUUUGAUAUAUAAAAUGUAAUUGUACUGAACAAAUAAUUUUAUAGUAAAAAGAAAGAAAAAUUAUUUUAAAUCAAAUGAAAAUGUUAGCAAGAGGGAGAAAAAGUUAGAAGGAUAAUUUUUUUGAAAUUAUUGUGCUUCCCAAUAAUGAAAGGAUAUGAAGGAAAAAAGGAAAGUUAGUUUCUAAAUAAAUCCAUCAGAGAGUCAGAAUAAAUGAGAAGAGAUUUUUCUCCUGAGAACCUUGACAAACAGUAAACUCAUUUCUUAUUUUAAUGUGAGAUUUUUACCGUGAACCACAAACACUGUAAUGCAAAUUGAUGAUGGACGUUUUUAAGAAAAAGGGAUAAGUGAAUAAAUUAUAUAUACAUAAAUGAA
Molecule: messenger RNA, 6966 nt
Organism: Phlebotomus papatasi
Lineage: Eukaryota; Metazoa; Arthropoda; Insecta; Diptera; Psychodidae
Gene: drk
Product: growth factor receptor-bound protein 2
Exons: 5
Coding region: 423-1058 (211 amino acids)
Molecular function (GO): protein binding
Source: RefSeq, a predicted model, not a curated record